AUGCCGAUGUUGGUGGCGCAGAUCGUAGGCGAUUUUGUCGAUGGGGAAGGGAACGUGCUGAGCGACCCGGAGAUGGAGCCUCCGGAGGAGGGAUCGAACCACCCGGCGGUUUUUCCUUACCGGACGGUGGGGUUCGAGGUCUACGCGAUGGACACUGGUCGGAGGAACUGGGUGAGGACGGCGAAUUUGGGCGGCGACGGCGGGGAGCAGGGGAGGGCUCUGUUUUUGGGCGGGAAUCACUCUGUCUCUGUCCCCGCCGGCGGCGAGGUUGCGGCGGACUGCAUUUACUACACGGACGACUACUGGGCGCGGAUGGAUGAGGAUUACAUGUACGGAGGGCACCAUAACAAGGUCGAGAAGAGGUCAUCGAUGCUGUUGUACUAUGCACUCAAAAUGUCAUCGACCUUGGUUCCAUAA
Messenger RNA from Linum tenue, 417 nucleotides. NCBI's taxonomy places the organism in Eukaryota, Viridiplantae, Streptophyta, Magnoliopsida, Malpighiales, Linaceae. The record is from the annotation of a GenBank genome assembly.